Plasmodium knowlesi strain H is the source of this 336-nucleotide messenger RNA. RefSeq names its product ribosomal protein L33, apicoplast, putative. NCBI's taxonomy places the organism in Eukaryota, Apicomplexa, Aconoidasida, Haemosporida, Plasmodiidae. The transcript is spliced from 2 exons. The coding region runs from base 1 to 336 and encodes 111 amino acids. The record is from RefSeq and is a predicted model, not a curated record. Gene Ontology annotation, biological process: translation. Gene Ontology annotation, molecular function: structural constituent of ribosome. Gene Ontology annotation, cellular component: ribosome.
AUGAAAAAAUGUGACAUUUUUUUCUUAUAUUUAAUUUUUUUCGUUCUAAUCACCAUCAAAUGUUGCCAACCAUUUAUAAUUCCAAACAACACAAAAAUGGUAAAUGGUCCACUUUUGAAGAACUGCUGCAGGAGCAAGCGAAUUGUAACAAUUUUUGGGAAAAAGAAAAAAAACAGGAAAGUUGUUGUCAUAGAAUGCACUGAAGCGAGGAAAUACGGGAAACAGCCGUCAAGAUAUGUAACAGAGAAAAAUAAAGUAAACACACCGAAGAAAUUGCAGUUGUACAAGUAUAAUAAAUAUCUUAAAAGAAGAACAUUACACGUAGAAAUUAAGUAA